GCUCUGAUAAAUUUCAUGCCGAUCCUGGUCGGCUCUGCGGUCCGAUUCAAGGACAACGGCGCACUGCGCGGCGUUGUGUUCGAGUUUCAGGAUGACGGGGCUGUAGCAGGUCUGAACUGCCUCUCAAAGAAGCUCGCGGACUCCGGCUGCGGGGAGACGACGCACGAGCCCGUGGAGAACCUCGAGGAGGUGGAGGAUGUGUGGCGCAUCGGGAGCAAGGUCUUCCUGCAGUCGGACGGCCCCGAGUUCUACGGCGAGAUCUUUGAGUACCAGGACGACAUGGCGGUUGCGGGGCUCAAGAACCUGAGCGAGAAGCUGACCAACCUCGGCUGUGGAGAGCAGACGCAUGAGCCCGUGGAGAACCUCAAGCUGCUCAGCUGAACGGGGAGGAUGUAUGCCGGGCAUCUCAGCGGCUCAGCGCGAGGCGGGGGAACGGACUCCGAGCGGCGGCGGCGCGGGGAAAUCCAUGCCCGGCGAGAGAUGGCCGAGCCCUGGCCUCUUUGCAGACCGGCUGAUCGUUGGACUCUGUGACAGUGGACAUACGUGCGCGCUGCGAUCUAUACCUCUCUUUUGGCGCCGUCGGGCCCAGCGACCACCUGUCCACCGCGCACCGGCGCCGGCGCCGCCUGCUGCACCGGGGUGUUGGCCUGUUGCGCUUGCGGCCGCGCUGCUCCGUGUGCGACAAGGUCGUCCUGUGUGCGCACAUUUUGUCCGGAUAUUUAUCGCCGCUCGCGAGCUUGAGUGCUGAGAACCUAUAUGAGAUAUCGCCGAGGCGGCCC
Emiliania huxleyi CCMP1516 is the source of this 779-nucleotide messenger RNA. RefSeq lists its product as hypothetical. Bases 347 to 748 code for a protein of 133 amino acids. The transcript has 4 exons. The record is from RefSeq and is a predicted model, not a curated record. NCBI's taxonomy places the organism in Eukaryota, Haptophyta, Isochrysidales, Noelaerhabdaceae.